Brassica napus (rape) is the source of this 3455-nucleotide messenger RNA. Its product is annotated as probable E3 ubiquitin-protein ligase ARI11. Gene Ontology annotation, molecular function: ubiquitin conjugating enzyme binding; ubiquitin protein ligase activity; zinc ion binding. Gene Ontology annotation, cellular component: ubiquitin ligase complex; cytoplasm. The transcript has 2 exons. The coding region runs from base 586 to 2118 and encodes 510 amino acids. The record is from RefSeq and is a predicted model, not a curated record. Gene Ontology annotation, biological process: ubiquitin-dependent protein catabolic process; positive regulation of proteasomal ubiquitin-dependent protein catabolic process; protein polyubiquitination. NCBI's taxonomy places the organism in Eukaryota, Viridiplantae, Streptophyta, Magnoliopsida, Brassicales, Brassicaceae.
AACAAAACUGUAAGGCAUAAAUCUUCAUAAAUCAUCUUGGAUAGAUACUAUCAAGGCCGACUCAAAAAAAAAAAGCUGAUGAGGCAUUUGGUUCGGGGACGGCCAACACUAUAUUUAGAGGCAAAUAUGACGAAUAUAUUUUAUAGCUUUACUGGUCAAGACAUAAUAUAGAACACGUAUGAGCGAGGUCCAAAUCCUCCAACUUAGUUUUUAGCAAAAACAAAAAUUUCACUUCUAGACCGCAGUAUAUCAGAUGACUUUGUAUCCUUUGCAAUUCACGCGUAAAUUUGAAAGGAAAAAAAAAAUCCUCGGCGCAAAUCAGCGAGGGAUUUGCAAAAACUUUGCGUAUCACUAUGUUUUUUGACUUUGUCGCAUUUUAAGAAAAAAAUCUUUAUAGCAAAGGAAGGAGACUAAAAACUUAAUUUUUUAAUAGAAACAAAUCAUGAGUUUUCUUUCUGCAAAUUUUGUGGAUACGAAAGCUUAUAAAACAACAAAAUUAUUACAAGAGUGCAUUUCUUUGAGCCUAUCCCCUCCAAAAAAAAAGAGAAAGAGAAAAUUUUUAGGAGUAGUAGCUUUUGAUUGAUCAUGGAUUAUUCGGAUGAUGAUGGCAUGCUUAAUAUUGAAUCAGGCGAAGAAAACUUAUACAUUGACCACACAUCCGAAGCCGAUUAUGGAAUGGAAGAAGAUAUGCACAAUGAUUCCACAUCGAAGCGAGAUCAGAUAAGUUACAUAGUUCUCAAAGAAGAAGACAUCCGUGAGCAUCAAAAGACCGACAUCAAACAAAUUUCUACGGUUCUCUCAAUAAACCAAGUCGAAGCAAUCAUUCUGCUUCUUCACUAUCAGUGGAGUUCUAGUAAAGUCGAAGAUGAAUGGUUUACUAGCGAAGAGAGAGUUCGUAAAACCGUUGGUAUGUUGAAGGAGCAUAUGGUAGAUCUCAAUGACCAAGACGUGAACAUUGGAUGUGGAAUUUGCUUUGAAUCAUAUCUUCGCGAGGAAAUCGCAACGGUUUCCUGUGGUCACCCUUAUUGCAAGACUUGUUGGACCAGUUACAUAACUGAGAAAAUCAACAAUGGUCCGGGAUGUUUGAUGAUUAAAUGUCCUGAGCCUUCUUGUUAUGCUGUGGUUGGUCAAGAUAUGAUCGAUAAGUUGAUAACAAUAGAAGAAGAUAAGGAGAAGUACUGGAGAUAUUUUCUUAGAUCUUAUGUCAAAGAGGGAAGAAACAAUAUUAAAUGGUGUCCAUCACCUGGAUGCGUAUACGCGGUUGAUUUUGGAACCAGGAAUGGAACUGAAAAUUAUGAUGUUACUUGUUUAUGUUCUUAUGACUUUUGCUGGAAUUGUAGUGAAGAUGCUCACCGUCCUGUGAAUUGCGACAUGGUGUCAAAAUGGAUUACUAAAAAUACCAAGGAUAAUGAAUCCAAAAACACGACUUGGAUACUUGCGAAUACGAAGCUUUGUCCAAACUGCAACUGUCAUAUCGAGAAGAACCAGGGAUGUAACCGUAUGACCUGCUCAAUUUGUAAUCAUAGCUUUUGUUGGAUUUGUCUUUGUCCAUAUGAUGGUGGCCACACAUGCCACAAGUUUGAGGGUGAUGAUGAAACAAAAAUUAAGAGAAAAAGGGCGAAAAGGGUGAAAAGGACAAUCGACAGAUACAUGCAUUAUUAUGUAAGAUGGGCAAACAAUCAAUCUUCUAGGCUAAAUGCAAUGGAAGAUUUGAAGGAAUUGCAAGCGGUGCAGCUUGAGAAGCUUAGUGUCAAACAAUGCUUCUCACAAACUCAGCUCCAAUUCACCGUAGAUGCAUGGCUUCAGAUCAUCGAGUGUAGGAGGGUGUUGAAAUGGACAUAUGCAUAUGGAUACUACAUUCCUCGGGAGGAACGAACCAAGAAACAGUUUUUUGAGUAUUUGCAAGGGGAGGCUGAAGUUGGUUUGGAGAGGCUUCAUCAUUGUGCAGAGGAGGAGCUGCAACACUUUGUUGAUGAAACUGACGAUCCAUCUACAGAUUUCGAUGAUUUCCGCAAGAAACUAAUUGGUUUGACUAAAGUAACCAAAACCUACUUCGAAAAUCUAGUGAAAGCUUUAGAAAAUGAUCUUGCUGAUGUAGCUGUUGAUGAUAGCAAAUAAAAACCGAUCUCCAAAUUUGAUAUCAAAAGACAAAAGUUGGUGAUAACGGUAAGAGGAAGAUCCAAGUGGGAAUUGAAAGUUCUCUGUUUCAGUUACUAAAAGAAUGCAAAACAACUGGAAAAUACUCUCUGUUUUUAUGUUUUUCCUGCCAAGGGCUUUAGAGUUUGUAACAGUAUUAAACCUUUUUUCUAAUUAUUCAUUAGCAUAAACGAAAUUGUACUGUUAUUUUGAGGUUUGAAGUCUGCUUUUGCCUCGGGUAAGAUUUUAGAGAACACUAAAAUCAUUUCUGUUUUCACUUUGGAAAGGUCCUCUGCCUAGAAAAUCUUGUCAAGCAAAGAAGAGUAGUAUUGGAACUCAGAGAACUUAAAGAUCCAAUACUUGUUUUUUACUUUAGUUUUCUCGUUCAACAGAUUUGACUAAAGUCAUCAAAACCUACUUCCAAAAUAUAGUCAAAGCCUAGGAGAAUGAUGGUCUUUCCGAUGUGGAAACAUAUAAUCUCGCGGCUAGAAAUGAAAGCACUAGAAAACAGUAUACGCAGCAGCACGGUUCUAUUGCAAUAGAGAGAACAUACGAAUCCAUAGAACAUAUUUUUUUUUUUGAUAAAAAACAUAAAACUAAACAUUACAUAUCUUAUUCUUCUUCUUGUUUGUCCAUAACUUUCUGAUCUAGGACUGGACAUUUUAUCCGUUAAAUUUGAUUCAAUUGUUAUUUGUUUCGAUUCGAUCUGAAAUUUUUGAAUAUUCGUAGACUUCCGAAGUAAAGCAAAUACUAAAAAUCAGUAUCCGUUAAAAUCAAAGCAAAUCACAAAUAUCAAAAUUUUGGAAAGCGGAUAUCUGCUUCGAUCCAGAAAUAUAUAAAUACAUGUACAUCUUGAUUAUACUUAAUGUUUUAAAUGUAUAAGUUUACAUAAUAAUUAUUAUAACAUAUGAUUUGACAAAUUUUAUUUACAUUAUUACUUAUACAAAGUAUUACAUGAAAAAAAAGAGAAAAAAAUUAUAAAACAAUUAUAACUUUUUUCUUAAGUUUUGUGUUAUUAUAAUUGUUAACUAAGUUUAAAAUUUAAAAAAUAUGUAGUUUCACUAUUUCUUUUAGUUUUUCUUUUAUAUAUCAUGCAAAAAAUAUAUUAAAAAAUAAAUUUGUAUUGAAUUUUUUAGAUUAUUUGUAUUAAUCAAAGCGGAUGAGAUAUCCGUAAGUAUCCGUAAAUAUCCGUAAAUAUCCGUAAAUAUCCGUAAAUAUAUAUUUUUUCGGAUAUCUGUUUUUAUGGAUAUCCGUAUUUUUUCGAAGCAAAGAAAAUCAAAAAGUUAGAUAUCCGUAACAUACGAAGCAAAUCACAAAUA